AUGUCAUGAGAUCUGACAAAGGGAGAAAUGUUUGCAGUGAUAUAUGCUCACUUUAUGGGAGCUGCGUUCCAGGCAUUGAUGGUUCUUGGAGUAGUAGUAUGAUAUUCAUAUUGUGGAAAUGAUGGAGAGGGAUAUGCAAGAUUUUCUAAGUCUUUUGGAAGCAAUAUUAGCCAUGAUAUGAUCGAUGACAAUCAAGAAAUCAUGCUGAAUCCUGAGAGAAAUCUGAUUGAUCCUGAAGAAAUGACAAUAUGGAGCAAAUUUGGCUAUGAAAUACUUUUCAUGGCAGCCAACCUCUCUUAUUAUAUAGCUGUUUUUGUACUAAUUUUCACAGCUACAAAAACAGAUUUUGAAGAUACUUGGACAUGCAAACCUGUUGGUUUGUUCAUCUACAUAAUCUCAUUCAUUGUAAUCAACAGAGACUUCUGAAUAAUAAUGUACAGAAUGCUUGAAUAUGGUUACUAUCCGCCUGUCCAUAUCCCGAUCUUUUUCUAUCUUUUCAUAAUCUGACUUUUAGCCAAUGAUAUCUCUAUAUUUGGGUGAAUGGUAAUACUUUCAAACUUCAAGAGGAUCAGAGAAUUAGAAGAUUGGAAGCAUAAUUUCAUAGCAAUUGUCUUGAACCAUUUCUUUCAAAUUUUAUGAAUAAUUGGGAGCUUCUUCAUCAAACCCUAUUUUGAGUUCUUCACCAACAAUAUCUUCACUGUUGUUCUCCAGAACCUCUUUUGGCUUUCUCUGGUGCUGUACACUUUCAUCAGACAGAGAAGAAUCCAUGAGACAAAGGAUGGACUCAAGUCUUGGUUUGAAUGGGCAGCAACUCUGUGUAUCAGUCUCCAUCUGACAUUCACAGCAAAUUACUUUUACAUUUUUGAGAGUGGCUACCAUUCAACUGCAGUCAAAGUUGUUUUGGUUGUGGUGUUUGCUUUGAUUCAUAUAUCAUUAAUAAGCACUUACAUGAUUCAUCAGUCAUACUUUUUAGGCUCAUAUGUCCCAUAUUUUAAUAGAUAUUGGAGUAAUGAACUUGUUUCUAUUCAUAAAGUAUUAGUAAAUAACCAUCUUGAAAAUAAGGAUAACCCUCAGUGACAAUACUGUACCAAUCUGCUAUCAGAGCCAUGCCUAGAGUAUCUUAGUGAAGAGGAAAGAUCGAAGAAAUCAUACAAAAUCUUCAAAAAGCACCCAUCAACUUGAAUCCAGACAAACUGAAACCAGGUUUUACAUCCCCAAUGCUUACAGAAAGUUCUGCCUUUCAAUAAAAAUUGUCCAUUUUGAAAUAACAGACUAGUUCCGUUUGUCAAAAUAAAGAAUGUGUACAUAAAUGUCUGCAGAUAACCAAAAUAAAUUAUCCAAGUGAUUCAAUCUGAA
Molecule: messenger RNA, 1356 nt
Organism: Moneuplotes crassus
Lineage: Eukaryota; Ciliophora; Spirotrichea; Euplotida; Euplotidae
Source: the annotation of a GenBank genome assembly